CGUAUUGUAAUACCACAGAAGAAGUCGAUUUGUUGACAUCCCACUCCUAUCUGACAGUCCCUGCCGAGUGUCUGUCGUUCUCGCCUCCCGAAAAGAGAUGAAGAAGCUUUUCGAUGACUUCAAGAAGGACAUCAAAUUCAAAUCGGCGGGCCAAGGGAAGAAGCUAACGGAAGAUAGCAAAGGUGCACCUGAGAGAGGGCAGAGGAGCUCCAGUGGAACGCAGCAUCACCGCGAUGCUCCCAGCGAGGGAUCCCAACGAGCAGGAGCGGCAGCUCUGGCCAGGAUUGAACAGCACCAGCGGCCGAAGGUCCACACCUCCCAGAUUGCCAUCAGGAACCAAGUGAAACGAGAGCUGGAGGCCGAAGCCGCUGCUGUGGCAGAAAGAGACAGGGCGACAACUGCAGAGGGAACCGACAUUGCCGUGAAAGAGAAUCUCUCGGUGACUGGCGUGUAUUUCACCUGCCCGCUAACAGGAGCCAUCCUAACAAAGAGCCAACGGGAUGCCCACAUAAAAGAGGCCAUUUUUAUGCGGUUUGAGGAGGACGACGUGGAAGCAUCCGUCAUGAUGAUUCACACGUUCAACAAAGACAAAGAGAAGGUGAAAGCAGCAGUGGACAUCAUAAGCAAAUAUGUGGAAAAUAUUUGUAAGAAUCCUUCAGAAGAGAAAUACAGGAAGAUUAAACUAAGCAACAAAGUCUUUCAGGAAAAAGUGCACUGUGUGGAAGGCACGAGAGAGUUCUUGCAGGCUCUUGGAUUUACAAGCACGAUGCUUCCUGUCGACGGUCAAGAAGAAGAAGAGGAGUUCCUGGUGUUGCCCGAGCAGAGUUCCGACGCCCUGGAGCUGAUGAAGGAGCGGCGGGAUCGUUUGCAGCGCGGCGAGCCCGUCAGAGCGCAACUGGACCGUCAGGCUCAAGCCUUCCGACCGUCGAACAACGCAACCCGCUUUGAGCUGCCGUCUGAGUUCUACAACCUGAGCGCCGAGGAGAUCAAGAGGGAGCAGCAGAUGAGGAGUGACUUAGUGGAGAAGAACUCCGUACUUCGUACCAAAGCCAUGAGGGAGCGAGAUGAGCAAAGGGAGAGGAGGAAGUACAACUACACUCUGCUCCGCAUUCGGUUACCCGAUGGAACCCUGCUCCAGGGGACGUUCUACGCCUGGGACCGACUUCCGGUGCUGUUCAGCUUCGUGCGAGACUCCCUGGUGGACGGCUGGCAACCCUUUGAGCUCAUCGCUCCCGGUGGUCACAAGUUGCAGGAGUCCGAGGACGUGGCUCUGGUCGAGUGCAACCUGGUGCCCACAGCUCUACUCACAUUAGCCUGGGAUGCAGCCGUGCAGGCAGACAUUGCGGCAGCAGGCGGUAAAAGCUCAGCCCUCCUCAAACCGGAAUUGCUGGAGACCAUUCGCAACUUGAGCUGAACCGAGCGAGCGCACACAGAGUCCAUGCCAACUUUCCUCCCUGGCAUCGCCGGCCGGGCAUGAAACUGCCCCUCACCAACUGUUACGCUCGUAUUUAUUACCGUUGUUGUUCAUCGUCUAACAAGCGCUAACUUUUGCUCACGGCAUCCAACAGACUAAAAGAGAAAGCGAUUCAUGUUUCCAUUUAAGCUUACUUGACAAUUAUUCAAACCGGACCCAAUCCGACUGCAUGUGUCAAUGUAGAAGAAGAAAAAAAAACAAGGUCUGUGAAUUGUUCUUGUUUGUAUCAAACAUCUACUAAAUUUCAUGCAAAAUCAAAAGAAAAUCCCGGUCACGCUUCAGUAUUUGAUUUAAUCUUGGACUUCAUCGUUUAACCCAAUGAUGUCUUUAUUUUGUUUUCAUGUACACACAAACACUCUAGGGGGGACUUAAUACACUUUAUUUUCUUCCAUCUAAUGGUGGAUAAAGGUGACAACUACCUCACAUUGCUUGUCUUUCUAUCAAACACUAACGUAGAUCUAGUGAGCCACGGGGCGAUGUGGUUAUAGUCACCUUAAUGCUAAUUAAUUAUUAAAUCCCCACAUUUCUCCAUGUGUUCUACGGUUUUGGAAAUGGGUGAGCGGUUUGUCAACCUGUUCUGCCUGAAAUAAACAAUUGCUUGCAUCAGGA
Syngnathus typhle (broad-nosed pipefish) is the source of this 2083-nucleotide messenger RNA. It is a transcript of the gene ubxn6, whose product is annotated as UBX domain protein 6. The record is from RefSeq and is a predicted model, not a curated record. Gene Ontology annotation, cellular component: cytoplasm. Lineage: Eukaryota; Metazoa; Chordata; Actinopteri; Syngnathiformes; Syngnathidae. Gene Ontology annotation, molecular function: protein binding. The transcript has 11 exons. Bases 98 to 1414 code for a protein of 438 amino acids.